This is a messenger RNA of Pseudomyrmex gracilis, 1077 nucleotides long. Its product is annotated as endocuticle structural protein SgAbd-6-like. Gene Ontology annotation, molecular function: structural constituent of chitin-based larval cuticle. The record is from RefSeq and is a predicted model, not a curated record. Gene Ontology annotation, cellular component: chitin-based extracellular matrix. NCBI's taxonomy places the organism in Eukaryota, Metazoa, Arthropoda, Insecta, Hymenoptera, Formicidae. Bases 121 to 441 code for a protein of 106 amino acids. The transcript has 3 exons.
GUUCCAACGACGAUUCCCGGGUAAAAUCUCGUGUAACGUGGUGUGUUUUAUCGUAUUUAGGGAAACGAAGGGCCGCAACACCGCCUUUUUGGGAUCGCAGAGAGGAACAUCGGAUUCACGAUGAAGACGAUCUUCGUUGUUUUGGCGCUGGUUUUGGCCGGCGUUUGCGCGGCGCCGCAGGGCAAACCGAACGACGUCACGAUCGUUAAGCAGGAAGAGGUGAACAACAUAGGUAUAGGUGGUUAUCGGUUCAGCUACGAGCAGAGCGACGGCCAGAAGAGGGAGGAAACGGCCGAACUUAAGAACGAGGGCACCGAGAACGAGGCGCUCAGCGUCGUCGGUAGCUUCAGUUUCAUCGCGCCGGACGGACACACGUACAGGGUCGAUUAUACCGCGGACGAGAACGGUUUCCAUCCCACUAUCAAUCUCGUUGCGAAGUAACCGGACUCGAGGACUGAAGUUACAUCAUCUUAGGGACUAUCCGGUCGUCGACGUACACACUCGUGCGAUUCGCACACGCAUUAGGAUAUAUAUAUAUAUAUAUGUAAUUAGGGAUUUAAUACACGCUGCGAGACGCGCGAUUCACACUAACACACACUACAAACACGAUGGGGAAGAGAUCGCCAUCGAUCACCCGCGUGAUCGAUCCUUUUUUUUUUUUUUUUGUUUUUCUGCGAAUUCGAAAUUUAUUCCACUGUCGCGAGAUGUUUCGCAGAGAAGAAAUUGUGAAACGCACGUGUCGUUUCUCCUCUGCACAAACAUUGGCAACCAGGGGAUUCAAUCCGUCGUUAUAAUUGUUUUCGCUCUUACAAAUCGUUUUUUUCUCUCUCUCUCUCUCUCUCUCAAAACUGAACGCGGAUUUUUUUGCGGACAGCAAUGCACGCUCGAAUAAGUCUCGAUGACGUCGCGAAUGUAAAAGUUUUGAGAGAAACAAGAUAAGAUGAUUGAUUUUCGCUCUUUCGAGAAACAUCGGCAUUUAUAUGUAUAAUUGCGAAAAACGCGGCAAUAAGCUACGAGUCUUCUGCGCGGGCGUGCAUUCGCGUGUUCCGCGAGAGUAAAACGCGCGUUUUUUUUUUU